Molecule: messenger RNA, 2811 nt
Organism: Dunckerocampus dactyliophorus (ringed pipefish)
Lineage: Eukaryota; Metazoa; Chordata; Actinopteri; Syngnathiformes; Syngnathidae
Gene: cnot2
Product: CCR4-NOT transcription complex, subunit 2
Exons: 15
Coding region: 141-1721 (526 amino acids)
Biological process (GO): regulation of DNA-templated transcription; regulation of stem cell population maintenance; nuclear-transcribed mRNA poly(A) tail shortening
Cellular component (GO): P-body; CCR4-NOT core complex
Source: RefSeq, a predicted model, not a curated record
CGUUUUACGUGUUUCGGCUCCUUAGCACUAGCAGUUAGCUUCAGCUGAUUGCAUCUUCUCUGGUCUCUGGUUGCUGCUGCCUGCAAACGGAGCGUAAAUUGAGCCGACAAGCAGGCAACCGUCUGGGAGUGACAAAAGGCAUGUUUGGUUCUAGAAAGAAAUUUGCAGAGUUUGUGGAGGUCGUGGACAUUGACUUUCCCGACGAGAACAUGUACUACAACCAGCCAUCGAUGUUUCCACAUCGGUCGGACAAAGACAUGCUGUCGUCUCCUUCGCCAUCUUCAUCAUCAGGGCAGCUGUCGCAGCUUGGCGCAAGUUUGUACGGUCCACAAAGUGCACUCGGCUUUUCGGUAAGAGGCAUGGGGAACAGCACGCCUCAGCUAAACCGAAAUUUAACACAAAGCACCCAGCUACAGAGUCACAUCACCCCCACAACAGGUGUCCCUACCAUGUCCCUCCAUACACCUCCAUCACCAAGCAGGGGGACGUUGCCGAUGAACACAAGGAACAUGCUGAACCACUCUCAGGUCGGUCAAGGCCUCGGUAUGAGCAACAGGACCAAUAGUAUGAGCAGCUCGGGUCUCAGCAGCCCCAGUCGCAGCUCUCCCAGUAUCAUCUGUAUGCCCAAGCAACAACCAGCACGCCAGGCCUUCACUGUAAACAGCAUGUCUGGAUUUGGAAUGAACCGCAACCAGGCGUUUGGAAUGAACAACUCGUUAUCAAGCAAUAUCUUCAAUGGAACAGAUGGCAGUGAAAACUUAGCGGGACUGGAUCUGUCGGAUUUCCCUGCGUUAGCAGACAGGAGCCGGAGAGAAGGGACUGGAAACCCACCGCCGGUGCUCAACCCGCUGGCUGGAAGGGCUCCUUAUGUUGGCAUGGUGACAAAACCAUCAACGGAACAGACGCAGGAUUUCUCAAUCCACAACGAGGACUUCCCUGCACUGCCUGGCCCAAACUACAAGGACCCCUCGUUGAACAGCGAUGACAACAAAACUGUAAAUAACGUGAACUCCACAAGCAAGAGCACAUCCAGCACAGAUGGACCCAAGUUCCCCGGAGACAAGGCGGCCUCGGCACAGAACAACAACCAGAAGAAAGGGAUCCAGGUGUUGCCUGAUGGUCGGGUGACGAACAUUCCCUCGGGAAUGGUAACAGACCAGUUUGGCAUGAUUGGCCUUUUGACGUUUAUACGCGCAGCAGAGACCGAUCCAGGGAUGGUCCACCUGGCGCUCGGAAGUGACCUCACCACACUGGGACUCAAUUUAAAUUCACCAGAAAACCUUUACCCCAAGUUUGCGUCUCCUUGGGCCUCAGCACCUUGUCGACCACAAGAUAUCGACUUUCACGUUCCAUCGGAGUACUUAACCAAUAUCCACAUAAGGGACAAGCUGGCUGCUAUUAAACUGGCUCGAUACGGUGAAGACUUGUUGUUCUACUUGUACUACAUGAACGGUGGCGACUUGCUGCAGCUUCUGGCAGCCGUAGAGCUCUUUAACCGGGACUGGCGGUACCACAAAGAGGAGCGAGUUUGGAUCACCCGGGCGCCUGGCAUGGAGCCGACACUGAAGACCAACACGUACGAGAGGGGAACCUACUACUUUUUUGAUUGUCUUAACUGGAGGAAAGUGGCCAAGGAAUUCCAUCUGGAGUACGACAAGCUGGAAGAGAGGCCUCACGUGCCAACAACGUUCAACUACAACCCAGCCCAGCAGGCCUUCUAAGGCCCGACCGGGUCCACAAGGCUACAGCUGCACACGAUGCUGUUGUCCAGGGAGGGCGCUGUGGUUCUCACAGCCUGGUUUUUAUUCCUGGAGGAUUUGUCUAUUUGACUGCAGGGGGGGUGUGUCUGACAUCAGAACUGCCUUCCUUUUCCAAAACGUCAUGCUGCCCAGAGCACCAACACUUGUUCUGUUUUUAUUCUGUUCGUUUCCCCUGUUUGUUUCUCUUUGUUUUGAGCAGGGUCUGUGUUAUGUUUACGUCUCUAUGAGUCCGAAGGCUGAGUUCUCCCAGGGACCCUCGAAUGUAACACCAGAAACAAGGGCAGGGAAAAGUUAACAUCCUCAGACUCAAGUGAAACAGUGAAAGAAAUGCAAUGUUUAUUGUUGCACUAUAUUUAGUAAUAAAAGAACACAACAUUUGUUUGUGCUUUUUUUUUAAAAAAAAACGGCAACACUCCCUGAAGUUGUUUUUUUCUUCUAUUUUUUCCAUUGGAAGUUGCACUUCCUCCCUGUCCUUUUAUUCCAGCACCAACUACCUGUAUUUUCUCUCAUUUCUUGCUGUUUCUCCUUUUGUCUCUUUUGCAUUGAGCGCUACGUUGGUGUCCACUGAGAUGGACAAAUCCUCUUAGAGGCUCAACACCUCCUCAAAGCUGCUUUAGAGUAAAACAAAAACACUUUCCAGUCUUUGUUACAAUUUUCUAAAAAUUGUGUAUAUUUUCUUUGACAUCACAUGGCUAAGUAUGUCAUUUUGAAUGUGUAUACUGUAUAUGAUUGCAAUAUAUAUAAAUAUAUAUGUGUAUACAGUAUAUGACAUCUAUUUUGGAAGAAACUUUGUUCUGCCUUGUACCUCAUUUUUGAGGUAAGCAUGUGAAUAUGUGAAAGCAACAAGGACAUUUAUAUCCAAAUAAGUUACAGGAAUCGCCGAAUCCUCAGCAACAAAAAAAUGUUUUGACAAAAGUUUUACUCACGCAGAAUUUCAUAGGAAAAAUUUGUGGAGGAAAAACAGUGCAAGUCUGUCUUGUAUUUCUCGAGGUUUCAUCUUUGUAUUAAAGCAGAAAAAAGGCUUUCCUUCAUCAAAAAAGUCAUCUCAAAA